CUCUCGCAUUCGCGGUCGAACGCUCAAAGCAACAGCAUCUCGGAGACAACGUGCACUCGGAACGAAUCGCGCACCGUGUGUUCAAAAGUGAUAAAAGAGGACUUCUUUCGGUUUGUCCUUCUAGUAAAAAGGGUUGCGAGCUGCGGUAGCUUCCUCGCAAUCGCCCAGCAUAAUGAACGAGUUUUCCAUCAGCAGCACAACUCACGAACAGCGGAAAACAGUAAUGCGUUCCACCUGCGGCACCGAAGAGAUCCGAAAAGUGCGUCUUGUGCAGCGAUAAACCUAAAAUCGUGAGGGUUUUUGAUUGAUAGUAGAGCAAAACUCGUAAACCACCACCAACAGUGCGAGCAUCAGUUUGUGCGACGCGAAAAGUGUAAAUGCCUCAGGCAAAGGCAUCUAUCGUCUGCUGCAGCACUUUGGAAAAUCCUUUGCGGACCCUUUUCCCCAGCGACGACGAGAGGAGACCACAAGAAUCGGGUUGCACCACGGGUCGACAAAUCCGAUCCAACCCUAUCCAAUCCAUUACGUGAUUUGGAAGCAAAAGACCAAAGUGACGACCCCCCAGUAACGUACACACAGAUACACACUCUGUCUGUCUCCGUGGCCUCAGUGUCUAUCGUACAAAAGUGUCCUGUUCCAGAAGCUGUCGCUGGCCAUCUUGAAGUGUAAAGAAGAAUAAUAAGUAGAAGAAGAAAGCACAAGAAUAAUGUGGUGCCUGGUGAAUCUACCGAACGGGACGACCUCCGGUGUCCAGUGUGACCCGAAGCGCAUCAGCCAGGAGUGUCUGGAGAAGGUCUGUGCCGAUUUGGGCAUCAUCUGCGAGACGGACUACUUCGGACUGAUACCGGUUCGAGUCGGGGACAAUGUGGCGGACGUGGACGAGUGUAGCGCCAAGCAGUGGAUUAAUCUGCGCAACCCACUCAACCUUUACACGAAUGACCGUGCCCAUCCGCUUCUGCUAUCGUUGCGGGUCAAGUUCUGGGUUCCGGCGCAUUUGAUCUUGCAAAGCAGUGUUCGGGCACUGUUCUACAUGCAGGCCCGUCAGGAACUGUUCGAUGGACAUCUGCGACCAUCGAGCUGGACCAAUGCGGCCUAUCUCGCUGCUCUGCUUCUACAAGCCGACGGUAUAAAGUAUGAUGCAGCGAAAGUACCACAAAUAGCCGAGCCGGCGGAUACAAACUCUUCGACCACGGCGCCCGCUGCAUCAACGGCAGCAGCGACGGUCGGUGUUACGGUAGCGGACCGUCGGUCAACCCUUCAGCAGCAGCAACAGCAACUUAGGCGUCCAUCGAAACGAAAGUGCUCGGAAAUCGAGUGUAAGCGGGGUAGCGUUAGCUCGCAGAGCUCCUCCCCACCGACCGGAUGGCAUUUGGAUGAUCUCGGAAGGCGAUCGCGAGGACUUUCGCCCGUUACGCCCGCUACCACUUCUAGUGGCGGCUUGACCGGAGAGGAGGUGCCGAAGGUUACGGCAAAGAACAUCUACCACCAGUACGGUGAUCUCAGGCCAGCAUUUGAGUUGGAAGAGGAGGAUGGUGAUGAAGAGCGCAGCCAGGUGGUGCAGCAGCAACAGGAGCCACCGCAGCCGGAUGAUUACUAUCAGCUGAUUGCACGGGAGCACGAGAAGCUAUCGCUGAUCAAGAUGAGUGCCACCUCGGCACAAUACUGGCUGCUGGAGGAGAUCUGUAGCCUGAUCGGGUACGGAGAAGAAAUCUUCGAGGGUGUUACGAUCGCCGAACCGUCCGUCGUUUGUAAGAUUGGCGUCAGCCCCCAUGGGUUGACGAUCGUAAAGGAUGAAGAAAAGUAUCGCGUUUCAUUCACCGCCGUCAAGGCAGCAAAAUCGAUCAAACGGUCUUUCCGGUUGACGUACGUGAACGAGCACCACGAGGAAACGCACGUGGAGCUGAAGCUGCCCAACCAUCGGACGGCGGCCUCGCUCUAUCGGGCAAUCACCGAGAAGCACGUGUUCUACUCGUGCGAAACCGUACGCCCCAUCGUGACGACACAGUUUAUUCGCGAUCUGAAGGGUACGAUCGUGUCGAUGUUUAACGAGGAUACCGAGCUGGGCAAGCGGUACGUGUUCGAUAUACAGCGGACCUGCCGUGAGGUGUACGAUGCCGCCCGCCGUACGCUGCAUGCACGCGGCAUCGAGAUCAGCAACAAGGCGGAAGAGCACAAGGAAAAUCCAGUGGCAGCCAUGGAUCGGCUGGAGGAGACGUUGCGUACGCAGCGCGAAACCAACGCUCAGCUGGAGCGAUUGAUCGAUGAGCGGAUACGGGAGGCGAUUACUUGCCCGAUCUGCGCCGACGGGGUGAUCGAUACGACCUUCCUGCCCUGCGGUCACAUGACGGCCUGUCGAGCAUGCGCUGUACAGUGUGACCGAUGUCCGCUGUGUCGUUCGAAUAUAAAGAGCAUCAGCAAGAUCUUCUUGCCACCGCUACUACGGUCGCGCAAAAGUACGAUCGGUCAAGGAGGAGGAUCGAGUGAUCCCACUUGCGGAGAGGAGGAGGAUGUUCCCGAGCUGCCCAAGGAACACGCCAGACCACCGGCACAGCUGGUGCAGUGAGCUGAACAAGAAAAUCGCGUAGUAGAUAAGCGAAUUGGUGAUAUUAUUUGUUAAAUGUACUGUUGAAUGUGAAUCGUGCUAGUGCAGGAGUGUAGAAGCAAGAAAAGAAAAAUCAAACAAUAAUCGAAACAAAGCAGAUAGGGGUCGAUAUAGACUCGCUGAAAAGCAAAAUAAGGAGUCAGCAAAUCAAUGCAAAUAAUUAAUCUAUUACCACUAAUUGUAGUCCGUGGCAUCGCACGCGUUAGUAGCUAAGCCGUUAAGUUUACCGAUGUUGGUUAGUUUUUACAGCCGUGACCCAUUGAAGCUGUAUUGUGCAGCCUUUUCAUAUGUAUACUUUUGGAAAGCAUAACAUUUACUAAGUGGUACUUUUUUGUUUUGGGGGUAGCGAAUGGCUCGGCUCAGAUUUGAGCAUAUUUUGUAGGAAAGUAUUGUGCUCCCCCUUUCAAGCAAUAUUACCAUUCAAUUGAUGCAAGAAUACUAGUCUAACAUAUCGUUUUAACACUUUCCAUUAACAGGCCCACAGUAGUAGAGACCCUGUUUACUCCGUGUAAGAUAUCGCUAGUUGUUAGUCGAAAUGCCGCCGCUUCUAAGAAGUUCCAGGCACUGUUAGGCAUCGCUUAUAAUGUGAACAUGAUAGAAUCGGAGAGAACAGAACAGAAGAUUGAAGAUAAAUGUUACAGAACAGCAGCAAAAAAAGAGAAAAUAAUAAUUUUUAACCCAUUAGGUAGCCUGUGCGCCAGGUUAUCGCUUAUUAAACUCAGUGUUUGGUCGACGAAUAAAAUCUCGGUCCGAAUAGUGAUGAAAAGUGAA
Anopheles darlingi is the source of this 3373-nucleotide messenger RNA. RefSeq names its product E3 ubiquitin-protein ligase MYLIP-A (gene dnr1). Gene Ontology annotation, molecular function: ubiquitin-protein transferase activity. Gene Ontology annotation, cellular component: cytoskeleton. Gene Ontology annotation, biological process: ubiquitin-dependent protein catabolic process. The transcript is spliced from 4 exons. Lineage: Eukaryota; Metazoa; Arthropoda; Insecta; Diptera; Culicidae. The record is from RefSeq and is a predicted model, not a curated record. The coding region runs from base 707 to 2563 and encodes 618 amino acids.